CUCGGCUCCUAGGCUGCUCGGCGGGCGGGUGCCGGGCGCUCUGGGAGGAGAGGACUGCAGGGCCGAGCCCAGCGCACCCCGCCGCGUCCCCCGUUCCCGCCGCGCCCGCCGCGCCCGCCGCGCCCGCCGCGCCCGCCGCUCCCGCCGCGCCUGCCGCGGCCGCGACCGCGGCAGCUCAGCCUCCCGCCGAUUGUAUGUUCCAGGCCUCAAUGAGGAGUCCAAACAUGGAGCCAUUCAAGCAGCAGAAGGUGGAGGACUUUUAUGACAUCGGAGAGGAGCUGGGGAGUGGCCAGUUUGCCAUCGUGAAGAAGUGCCGGGAGAAGAGCACGGGGCUUGAGUAUGCAGCCAAGUUCAUCAAGAAGCGGCAGAGCCGGGCGAGCCGGCGCGGUGUGAGCCGGGAGGAGAUCGAGCGGGAGGUGAGCAUCCUGCGGCAGGUGCUGCACCACAAUGUCAUCACGCUGCACGACGUCUAUGAGAACCGCACCGACGUGGUGCUCAUCCUUGAGCUAGUGUCUGGAGGAGAGCUCUUCGAUUUCCUGGCCCAGAAGGAGUCACUGAGUGAGGAGGAGGCCACCAGCUUCAUUAAGCAGAUCCUGGAUGGGGUGAACUACCUUCACACAAAGAAAAUUGCUCACUUUGAUCUCAAGCCAGAAAACAUUAUGUUGUUAGACAAGAAUAUUCCCAUUCCACACAUCAAGCUGAUUGACUUUGGUCUGGCUCACGAAAUAGAAGAUGGAGUUGAAUUUAAGAAUAUUUUUGGGACGCCGGAAUUUGUUGCUCCAGAAAUUGUGAACUACGAGCCCCUGGGUCUGGAGGCUGACAUGUGGAGCAUAGGCGUCAUCACCUACAUCCUCUUAAGUGGAGCAUCCCCUUUCCUGGGAGACACGAAGCAGGAAACACUGGCAAAUAUCACAGCAGUGAGUUACGACUUUGAUGAGGAAUUCUUCAGCCAGACGAGCGAGCUGGCCAAGGACUUUAUUCGGAAGCUUCUGGUUAAAGAGACCCGGAAACGGCUCACAAUCCAAGAGGCUCUCAGACACCCCUGGAUCACGUCAAAAGGAGAAGGCAGAGCCCCUGAACAGCGGAAGACAGAGCCCACCCAGCUGAAGACCAAGCACCUGAGAGAGUACACUCUCAAAUGCCACUCAAGCAUGCCUCCCAACAACUCCUAUGUCAACUUCGAGCGUUUUGCCUGUGUGGUGGAAGACGUGGCUCGGGUCGACCUGGGAUGCCGUGCCCUGGUGGAGGCCCACGAUACCAUCCAGGACGAUGUGGAGGCCCUGGUCUCCAUCUUCAAUGAGAAGGAAGCUUGGUACCGAGAGGAGAAUGAGAGCGCCCGGCAUGACCUGUCCCAGCUCAGGUAUGAGUUCCGCAAGGUGGAGUCAUUGAAGAAGCUGCUGCGAGAAGACAUCCAGGCCACGGGAUGUAGCCUCGGAAGCAUGGCCAGGAAACUGGACCAUCUGCAAGCCCAGUUUGAGAUUCUGAGGCAGGAGCUCUCCGCAGACCUGCAGUGGAUUCAGGAGCUGGUGGGCAGCUUCCAGCUGGAGAGUGGGAGCUCUGAGGGCCUGGGCUCCACAUUCUACCAGGACACCAGUGAAUCCCUGUCAGAGCUGCUCAGCAGAUCAUGCACUGAGGAAUUUCUGGCAGGCUGGAAGCUCUAAUCGCCAGAAUCCAGUCAGUGAUGCAUCCCAAGAGGUUUGCAGAAGCAUGUUCUCAUCCACCCUGCUGCGGCCUCCAGCUAGAAUUAUCCUGCAGGGGUGUGUGUCUGUAGUAUAGCCUUCCAGCCCCUCCACAGAAUCCAGAAUUGCUGAGGUGCCAGUUAAUUCUUCAUUCUGCACCUCCCCUCACCAAUCUGGUUUUCUGGGAGGGCUCUGGCAGGGCAGCCAAGCUGUUAAAACAAUUAGAGAGUGAGUACCCCUCAGGGUCCCCUUCUGCAGAGGGAGGAUGGCUGGCCCUGGGGAAAUGCUUGAGAAUUGAUUUGUGAUGAAGGAUUUGUUCAUAUCUCACUUUCUGCCUACAUACCUUAUGGACUGUAGAUCUUGGGUAAUAUUUGAGUUAAUUAGGAAUAACUAAGUCAGCAUGGUGCUUUCCUGCUACAGAAGCAGGGAUUUACAAUGCAUAGAGAAAAUAAUAUUGCCUUUCGUUUGCAUUGAUUUUUCACUUACCAAGCACUCAUGUCUGACAAAUGACCUCACUUGGUCCUUAAAAGAACUCAGUGAGAUAGGAAGGUGGGUGGCAUUAUUAUUAUUAUUAUUUACAUGUAACUGAUGAGAAAAUUGACUCAGAGAGGGAAAAUGAUAUAGUCAAUCAGUACAGAUGAAACAGAAACCCAGGAUGCCCAUCUCUAAGAUGAGGUAUAUGGGAGAAAGUAGUAAGGCUUUGCUGUAAAUAUCUACCUUAAUAUUAAAGUCCAGGUCCCAGAGGUAAAGUAAGCAACUUCAUGUAUUCUGCCAGGUGUAGGUGGAAUGCAUACACCUGCAGAUGAUUGUCCCAGGAGCUCUGUCCCAGAAGGCAAAGUCAUUGUCCCUACCCAUCCCUGUCUCUGUCUGAAGACCAGCCUGCAAGCAGGAGAGAAGGAAGGAAGGAGUCUUCCCAUUCUCCACCCUUUCUCCUCUUCUGGCUAACGGCCCCAACUCUGUGUCGAGAAUAAAGGCCAGAAGGUCCUCAACAGGAGGUUCCUUUUCUUAUGUACCUAGGCCAUUGGGCCUUGAAGGCCUAAGAAGUUCCGUGAGGGUUUUUGAAAAGGGCAAACAUAAAGAUGGGGAAGCGCAAGGCCACAUGGUCGUUUCAUGACCCAAAGCUUUGAGCACCCCUCCCCAAGGAUUAUAAGAUCUCAUCUCCCUUUCUCUGGGGGAGGGGACAGUCAACCAACUCAUGUCAACAGAGCAUGGCAUAUGAGCCUAGUGCUGAGCUAGAAGCUUGUGGGUAGGGGCAUAACUUGUAUAGUUCAAAGUGUCUUCAUGGCCUCACAAAACAUCCCUAUCUUAGAGGCAGACUAAACGAUAUUCCCAAUUUAGAGCUGAGGAAACAGGGAGAGGAUGGGAUUUUCCCAAGGUCACAUCAUUAUGGCAAAAGUAGAGACCUUCUAAUGACAAGUCUGUUGCUCUUUCUGCUUCCCCUGGCUGCGCCAGGCUCCAGAAGUUUACUCCCUGCUUGUGGGGGCAGCUCACACCUGGAUUCAUCCAUCCAUUUAUAAAUUAUACUUAGGCACCAACCAACUUCCAGAUGCCCGGCUUGACUCUGGGGAUACAAUGUUUAGUAAAAAUAGGCCUGAUUCCUGUCUCACGGAGUGCUCAGUCCAGCGAAGGAUUUGAACAUUGACCAAGAAUCACAGAGAGAUAGAGCUGCAGCUUGUGUUCAUGCUGGGAGAGAAGCACAUAGCACUGCAGGGGCCUGCCGUCAGGGUCUGACAGCAUCGGGGGAAGCGUCCUGAAGCAGUGACACUGGAACGGAGGUCAGCUAAGCCAACCAGGGAGAGAGAAGUUUCCCAACAGAGCCAUCAUACCAGAGCUCUGUGAUGAGAGGCGGUGUGGAAGGUUGAGAAUGUGAGGACUGAAAGCUGGAGGGGAGAGAAUAGGAAUACAGUGCGGAAAUGACCGGAGAACAAGCAGGAGCAGCAGGGCUUUGGCCAUGUGGAAGAGCUCUGCCCUUAUCCCGAAAGUCAUGAGAAGCCAGCGGGUUCCAGGUGCUGGGGAGGGAAUGCCCCGUGAACAGCUCAGACAGGAAGUGGUUUAGGACAAGACAGGAAAGCUUCAUCUCAUGAAACCAUUUCUUCAGAAUCCUGUCUCCUUUUCUAUAUGCAUGAAGGAUCAUUUCAAAUAUCAUAUACAAUAUUUGUAACAGAAACUUACUUCAUCAGCUAUGAGAAACCGUGGUGAUAAGAUGCAUCAUCAUUUUAUGGACCACUAAGAAAAAAGGCCCAAGAUGGGGCGUCUAAUAGGAAACUCUCUCUACCCCCACCACAUAAAGCUGUGAUGCCCUCAAUGAGAGGGUAAAUGAGAAAUAGAGCCACCAUGCAGAAAGGGGGAGCAAGGAAACCCAUGCAUCUCAACCUUGACACUAAAUGGGGGUGAAAAAUCCUUCCCUGAGAACAGGAGUCCCAAGCCGGUGGUACUCAUGCAGGUUUGCUUUCUGAAUUUGCACUAUCAGUGUGAUCCAAAAGAACAUCAAGCAGAGAGUGUAAUGUCCAACAGUCUGAGGCUGGGUGGCCCUGGAUGGCUGGCAAAAACAGUACUAUCCUCUCCCGGAGCACCUGCCUUCUGUCCGGGCCAACAGUAAGAAUAUGAUACCAUCAUCUGGGAGAUGCCUCCUGACUUCAGAGAUCCAAAAAUGUAUAUCUUGGAACCAAUGAAAGAUGGCAAAAGCUCCAUUUCCUACAUCUUACCCCAGAGAAUUGGUUCAAAUGACCUGUCUACAGUCUCUCCAAGGUCUUACCUGCCCUGUCACGGGAAGUUGUAUACUUGUUUGGUGCUGAGACACUGCAAAUAUUAAAUGUCCCUUUGGCCGUGUUAACAGACCUUGACCUUCACACAGCCAGGUUUCUAAGGAGAGGAAGCCACUGAUGGGGCAACACAGGGCAAGCUUUUUAGUGAAGGUCAAAAUAGAAUGCAGGCCCAGUGUGGUGGCUCAUGCCUGUAAUCCCAGCACUUUGGGAGGCUGAGGUGGGUGGAUCACUUGAGGUCAGGAGUGUGAGACCAGCCUGGCCAACAUGGAGAAAUCCUGUCUCUACUAAAGAUAUAAAAAUUAGCUGGGCAUGGUGGUGGGUGCCUGUAGUCCCAGCUACUCAGGACACUCGGGAGGCUGAGGCAGGAGAAUCGCUUGAACCUGGAAGGCGGAGGUUGCAGUGAGCCAAGAUCACGCCAUUGCACUCCAGCCUGGGUGACAGAGUGAGACUCUGUCUCAAAAAAAUAAAAAAUAGAAUACAGUAAAAGAGUAAAAUGUUGGCAAUGAUUUGAAUGGGGAAAAUUGGGAAAAGGGAGGGAGAAGUGGUUGUUUUAGAAUCAUGAUCAGCUAUACACAGUGCUGAGAGUCACCCAUUUAGUUGGCCGUGAGCUGGACUCCGAACUCUAAGUGGUUUUCCUUAUAGCAGUGACAUCGUCCUCUCUAUGCUCAUGUCCAGUCACUGUAACUGUUUCUCACUUAGACGUGUCGUAAACAGACCUUUUUCUGUACAAAGAGCUUCUAAAGACAAAUGAAAGAGAGUUGAGAAAUGCCCCCAAGUCUUUUGGGGAAAGCAGAGGAGACCAUGACCUUCCUCUGUGUCCUGGCCAGCUGAAGUCCCGUCCUUCCAUGGCAUUGGAACCUGAUGCUGGGGGAGCCCGGGGGCCUGUGGGAUGCAGCCACAGGACCUGCUUAUCUCUGCUCCCCACACGCCCUCAGCUGACUUUUUACAACAGUGUGGAGGGCUAACAAUGGCGGGAAGGGCUGUGAGAAUGGACUGUUUCGCUGGUGCCUAGAGGAAGGAAGGCUUGUGGGUGCUGCUCUGUGGGCAGGCCCCUCUGCCAUUGAGGAUUUUUAAUUCACCAAAUUGCAAUUUUUUUGGUGGGGGAGCCGCACAGAGUCUCACUCUGCCGCCCAGGCUGGAGUGCAGUGGCAUGAUCUCGGCUCACUCCAACCUCUGCCUCCCAGGUUCAAGCAAUUCUCCUGCCUCAGUCUCCUGAGUAGCUGGGACUAUAGGUGCGCAGCACCAUGCCCGGCUAAUUUUUGUAUUUUUAGUAGAGAUGGGGGUUUCACCACAUUGGUCAGGCUGGUCUCGAACUCCUGACCUCAGGUGAUCCACCCACCUCGGCCUUCCAAAGUGCUGGAAUUACAGGCGUGAGCCACUGCACCCAGCCCAGACUGCAAAUAAAAGGUCGGCUUCUGUGCUCUGUUCAAACACCAUCCUGGGCUGUUUGGGAGGGGAAAGUGAGUGUAUGACAUCGCCCUGAAUAACAAUUCUCAAGGAAGCUGGCAAGCUGGCCCUUGGGGAAGGCAGCUGCCUGUCCCUGCUGUGAGGCAGGUGCUCACAGCCUAGCAUUGCCUGACUGUGUGUCAGAAGGUGGGGUGAUGGUUUGGUAAUCGAUGAUUCUGCAGCUGUGGGAGCCUGGCAGUGAAGGGAUGGAGCAGAGGAAUAAUGGCAGAAAGAGCUGGAGUCUCCCCCAUGGGCCCCCUCCCCUCCCUUACAGGUGAUCAUGAAGAUGGUGGCUUCCUACCUCACUCCAUCACGCAGCACAGGUGGCCCGGCCCUUGCUGGAGGUGGCUGUGUGCCCAGCUGUCACCCCUACUGUCAAUCUUCUGUAAAUGUCUGUGGGACUGGAUGCCUUUUUUCCUUGGUCCGUGAAAUUCCUGACCCAGCAGUGGGCAUGUUCACGUUGCAAAAGGGUCCAGUCCCGUUGAACAAACACUGAUUGUGCUCUGGCUCAGGGGGAGGUGACAGACAAGGACAAGAUAACCUCAAAUAAAAGAUUCAGUGUCUGGGGCAGAUGGGGACCCAGCCAACUAGAUUGGAAAAGCUAUGGUGAGUGAUAAAAUAGAGCUUCCUCAUCUCCUAGAAAUCAAAGGAGAGAGGAAUUCUGAUUGAGAAAGGGUAAGAGGGUUGCAGAGAAGAGAGGCCUUCCCAGGGACGCCGUCCCCACCAGUGACCGCCCUCCUCCACUCCCAAGCUGUGUCCCUUGAGGAAGGCAUGAGUAAAAUCUGGAAGGGGGGUGGGGCUGAGCCAAGAUUGGGGUUAGGAACUUGGAACAGUUGAAUGGAGAUUAAAGAGAGGGAGAUUACACAGAUUUAAAAGAGUGUUUUAAACUUUUUGUUAUGGUCCCCUCAGCAGGAAAAUUGCCAAAACUUGCACAGAAGUAUAAGGAAUGGGAUAGUGGAUUCCAGGACCUAUGACCCCGCUCCAGCAGGAAUCAAGUCAUGCGGGUCCUCUUUCAUUCAUCUCUCCCAUUACUUUUCUUCUGGGGUAUUUUAAAGCAAAUUUCAGACUUAUUUAACUCAUAAGUUCUCCAGCAUAAAUCUCUGCUAAGGAUUUUCUUCUUCUUUUUUUCUUUUUUUUUUUUUGAGACAGAGUUUCACUCUCGUUGCCCAGGCUGGAGUGCAAUGGCGCGAUCUUGGCUCACUGCAACCUCCAUCUUCCAGGUUCAAGCAAUUCUCCUGCCUCAGCCUCCUGAGUAGCUGAGAUUACAGGCACCCACCACCACACCCAACUAGUUUUUGUAUUUUUAGUAGAGAUGGGGUUUCAUCAUGUUGGCCAGGCUAGUCUUGAACUCCUGACCUCAGGUGAUCUGCCUGCCUCGGCCUCCCGAAGUGCUGAGAUUACAGGCAUGAGCCACCGCACCCAGCCAGGACUUUCUUUUUAAUACAACCCCAUGCCAUUAUCACACUUGACAAAAUCAGCAAUAAUUCCUUCAUCUCAUCUGGAUUCCCAUUCCAUCCUCACAUGUCCCCACCACUCCCAACAGUGUCCCAUUACAGCUGGUUUGUUCAAAUCAGGAUCCAAACAGUCCACAUGUGGCAUUUGGUUGCUACGUCUCUCAAGUCUCUUGGGUUUUAUAACAGUACAAAAGGAAGAACCUUUGAAGCUUUUCCUGGGGACAAAAAAUUGCUCAGAAAACUGAUGGUCCCAUAGAAGAAUAAAAAACAGAGCGUAUCCAUGUCAAGACCUAACUCAGAAAUGUGAGACCAGGCCAAGCAAGGAAAGGAAUGUUUCUGCCUCCUUCCACUGGCUUGUUCACUGUAGGGGGCAGCCUUCAGGCUCACAGCCUUUCUGCAGCUGUCCCUCCCACUUAGGAGGAGGCAGAGCCUCAAGCCUCCCACAAGCCCCAUGUGCUCCUUUCCUGGGAAAACAGGUGGGUGAAGGCAGCAGAGCCCAGGCUUCAGCCAUCAAAACAUCCAGCGAAGGGGAGGGGUGGAGGGGUGCCACCUAUAAAACUCCAUUGAGGGAAGGGCAGCGGGGAGGGGUCCUGGGCAGGAGAGAAGUGGGUGUGAGAGUGCCCUGGCUUUCACUGGAGUAAGGGGCUGGAGAGAUGGCACAGAUGGGGGUUGGAGGUGCAAUCUGCUUGCAGUUCCUAAAGAAGACCUAGUAUCUAGAGAAAAUCGUUGUGUGGGGGGUGGAGUUGGGGGAGUCGCCUCUUCAGUAAAGCCAGGAUUCCUUUUUCAUGCCUUAGCAGCGGCUGCUGCUUCCUGCCCCUGCCUGUGGAUGUUGGUACUGACCUGGCACACCCCACUGGACUUUUUCAAAGGCAUUUGCAGCUGCAUAAACAAAACUUGACUACCCCACA
This is a messenger RNA of Homo sapiens (human), 8252 nucleotides long. It is a transcript of the gene DAPK2, whose product is annotated as death associated protein kinase 2. Gene Ontology annotation, cellular component: cytoplasm; autophagosome lumen. Gene Ontology annotation, molecular function: protein kinase activity; protein serine kinase activity; protein serine/threonine kinase activity. NCBI's taxonomy places the organism in Eukaryota, Metazoa, Chordata, Mammalia, Primates, Hominidae. The transcript has 10 exons. Gene Ontology annotation, biological process: regulation of autophagy; neutrophil migration; regulation of apoptotic process. The record is from RefSeq and is marked validated. The coding region runs from base 195 to 1661 and encodes 488 amino acids.